This is a messenger RNA of Trichoderma breve, 459 nucleotides long. RefSeq lists its product as uncharacterized. The record is from RefSeq and is a predicted model, not a curated record. Bases 1 to 459 code for a protein of 152 amino acids. Lineage: Eukaryota; Fungi; Ascomycota; Sordariomycetes; Hypocreales; Hypocreaceae. The transcript has a single exon.
AUGGCUACAAACGCCGAUUUCAAAGGACUAUACAACAUUAUUGCUGCUACUAUUAUGGUAUGCAGAGUUGCCGAAGAUAUCUCGAACCUUCCACAAUUGUACCGCGAUAUAUAUGCACGUCUUCCCAUGAUCCAGGAUCUUCUAGAAGGGGCAAUUACAGCUGUAGAGAGAGAAGGAGAGUGCUCUGCAUCCCCAUCACGCCAAGCAUUGACCGAAAUGCUGGAAAACUGUUCGCAAAAGGCACUCUGCCUCAAGACGAUUCUAGAAGACGUUAUACAAGUUUCAAACAGCGCAUCAUUUAUGGGAAAUCUCACCUACGCAACUAAGAAUGUCCAAUAUGGUCGCAAGGUCAACAAGCUAUUUGACACCAUCCUGUCCGACGUUCAAUUUCUGGCAGCUUAUUACUCGAUCAAGAAAGCCACACAGAUGAAAAUUAUCUGUUUAAACAACCGUAGUUAA